UUCAGAUUUUUAUGAGCAGUUUCUGACUGGUCCGAUCCCCGAAUUCCCGAAUUAUACAUCUUUCUGAUUGCGGCAGUCUAAGAACUACGAGCCCUCGGGGGAGAUAAUUGUACAGACCCAAGAAAAUGGGGCUUAAUCAUUAAAUUUGCUACUCUAGCUGUGCUGCUUCCGAAGUCGAUAAUAACUACGGCAGAAGCAGCUAAACACCGACGGAUAUCAACAGAUCACUGAUGGAUUUGUUCGUUUGCGGAGGUGUUUCGUAACGUGUACGAAGAUUUCCAUUCAAUUGGUAAUUGAUGUCCAUCAUCAUCUCAAGAAGAAUAACUGGAUAUAUAUUCUUUCCAGUAUGAUUGUGGAUUAUAUCUCGAGCGACAAAAAGAAACCGCUUCCGUAAUGGAUUAUUCUGUUUCGUCUUAUGACUCUUAUCAGAUUGAAUGGGAUGAGCAGUUGGACAACAGUAGCGCAUGGCCACCGUGGGAUUUUGAAAUGGCUACCGGAGAUCUUAUCGAUAAAGAUAGCGGCGCAGACACGAGCCCGCGGAAGCCGUCGUCGUAUCCUUUGGAUUUUGAUUUGGAAUCUGGAUCUGGACUAUUGUUUACGCCAAAAGCGGCACUCGACCCAGGAGAGCUCCGAGAACCUGAGAUUGAUCCGGACGAUGCUGAUGAGCCUCUUCCAAAGAAGCGUCCUUUGAAGAAAGCUAUUCCCAUUACUCCGUCGAAGAUCGGUGUGAAGUUGGAUCCAGCUCCAUUGAAGUUCUUGUCUGGUGAUCGAGCUGACCAGCUGGAUCUGGAAACCGUUGGAUACUUUGAAAUUGCCAAAAAAGGGAAAACUAGCGAUGGCACUAGCAGCACGCAACCUCUCCGUACGGACCUGCCUCUCUCCCGCCCUGAUUUCUCUGAUCUGAAACCACCGGCUGACUUCGAAAUAGCUAUGCUGAAAGCUUAUGACUUGUGGAAUCCGAACGGGGCUUUCAGUGCCUACGCUACUCUUGCGCGUUGCGAUGCUUGCUAGCAGCCCCAAGACGCUGGAUAAGCGCGUUAAAGAUGCCGUGAAUCUCCUUACACCGCGGCUGGUUCCCGCAAAAUUGCCGAUUCGGCCACUCAUUGAUGGUGUGACGAACGGCUUUGUUGCUCGAAAGCCAGUGAUUAGGUCACUUCCUGUCCUCCGUAACGUUCCAAAGGCGGUCCAGGCUAAAGAUUCUACAAUCGCUGGUACUAUUUCGUUGUCAAGCGCGAAAUCGCCAGAUGGUCCAGUGCAAAAGAAACAAAAGCUGGAAGAAGUGAUGACCAAAAAGAAGCCGAAUGUGAUUAUCGUUAGGCCGCCGGUGCAAAAGCAGUUACAGUUGUGGAACCGAAAUCACCUGACAGUGCUCUCUCAGAACCAACUGGUUUUGCGGUUGUGGAUUCAGUCAAACCGCCCGGCUGUUGCGCCGUGUCCCGAAGUGACCGCUGCUCCGUCAUCCGGGCUAGCCACAUAUCUGGAGGCGCUCAGAAAUGGGGAACGGAUUGUCAUUUGCAGUCGCAACUCUUUACCUCUGUUUCGAAAACCGAAACCGAUAAAGAAGAAGAAAAAGAAGGCCCCGGCAAAACCAAAAAUUACUAUGGCAGACAGGAAAUCUAAAAAAGCUGCUUCCGGUGCGAAUGUCUCCGUGAAACGUGUGCCGUAUCCCGUGGCGGUGGGAAGCAAAACAGGGACGCUGCCUACCGGCAUCCAUCCGAUGGGAUUACAAACCAGCAAAACCGUGGUGGUGCGUUCGCGGCCAUAUCAGGAGCCGCGUCCGCAGUACGUUGUCGUGCAGCCCAUGGCGCAGAGUAAACCGCGAAAGAAAUCAAGUAACCAUUGCAUCAUCCAGUAACCGAGUGGGUGCCAAAUCCCUUUUCCGAACGGGCCUGGGCGCAGAUGGCCAUGGCAUCCCGCAGCUGAAUUUUGGAUUGGGAAAAUGUACGGUGUGAACCUGUGUUAGAUUUCGGUGUACGUAUGCAUAGCUUUUAUCGUCGGUUUUUUCUGACAGCAGUUUCGAUGUUUAUUUUUCUUAUUUUUUUAUUACCUCACAGAACGCACUUUCGGUUGUGUUUUGGUUAUGGAAAAAUUUUUCCUGGUGGAUAUAGUUUUUGGUGACGCCAGGUGGAGAUUUUAUCAUUUAUGGAUGUCUUUUUUGUGACUGUAUUUUCUUGUGAUCUCAUUUUUCUGGGAAUGAUCAGUUUUAUGUUUUUCACCUUUUUGCGUUUUCUUGGGAAAGAUAUAGAUAGAUCUGAGAACAGGAAAAUUAAAAUGUC
Messenger RNA from Paramacrobiotus metropolitanus, 2276 nucleotides. RefSeq lists its product as uncharacterized. The transcript has 8 exons. The record is from RefSeq and is a predicted model, not a curated record. NCBI's taxonomy places the organism in Eukaryota, Metazoa, Tardigrada, Eutardigrada, Parachela, Macrobiotidae. The coding region runs from base 944 to 1855 and encodes 303 amino acids.